Molecule: messenger RNA, 990 nt
Organism: Alternaria novae-zelandiae
Lineage: Eukaryota; Fungi; Ascomycota; Dothideomycetes; Pleosporales; Pleosporaceae
Exons: 1
Coding region: 1-990 (329 amino acids)
Source: RefSeq, a predicted model, not a curated record
AUGAACACAACGCCCAACCCCAGAGGCCCCUUCCGUGAGAUAGGCCGAGGAUGCUGCGGCAGCAUCUGGAUCCGCGGAGUCGACCCCUGGGUCAUCAAACGCGAACACAUGCAUACAAACCACUCCGUCUUGAACGACCACAACAUGCAUCGACGAGUUAUCGCAGCAGACGAAACACACACGCUACCUGUGCGCAUACCGAAGUCUUACGAGGUCUUGGAGGCUGAUAGUUUCUGGUGGGAUAACAAUUUCACUUGCUUUCCUCCAGGUGAAGAAGUGAGUAGGAGCUACACGCAGGAGAGGAUACCUGCUGUAGGGCUGCCUAUUCGCGAGAUGCUUAUCGACAGAUAUUGUCGUGAGGCGUUGAAGGAUGCUACGAGGACGAGCAGGAAGAAUGAAGAUUGUCUCAUUCGAGUGUACACGGGGAAAAGGAGACCGGUGGGACGCCCGCCUGGCAUGUUCUUUAACCUGCGCAACUACGGUCUUUGCGUUGAUCAGAUGGAAGAGCUAGGUUUGGAUCCCGUUGUCAUCGCGAAGACCCUGGCUGAAGCGCUUGCACAUUGUUACUGGAAGGCUGAAGUCGACGCGAAUGAUGUUGAGUUUGUUCUUGCCCCGGCUACAUCAUCUAUCAGCGGCGACACGCCAACACAAAUGUUCAAGCUGCUGGAUGAAGAGCUCGUCAUCUGGAUGCUAGACUACGACUGCGUACGUCCUAUGGCUGAAGACGCAACCGGCAUCGCGCAAGCAGUCCAUGCGUUCUGGCGCAACGAUCCGUACUUCCCCCGACCUUUUGCAUACGGCCAUACAGAUGCUGAUACCGAAUUAUGGCACGCGUUCAAGGCGCACUUCCUCCAUGUUAGCAGGCGCAUGUUGACAGACAAAAAGGGAAGUGUAGAUGAGGACAUAUUGGACCUCCCGCAGCAAUGGGUGACGCAAGUAGAAGCCGAAGGACGUCGGCGUGCAGCAAGACAAGAAGAGCGACGUCAGUGA